Messenger RNA from Trypanosoma cruzi, 2142 nucleotides. RefSeq lists its product as uncharacterized. The record is from RefSeq and is a predicted model, not a curated record. The coding region runs from base 1 to 2142 and encodes 713 amino acids. NCBI's taxonomy places the organism in Eukaryota, Euglenozoa, Kinetoplastea, Trypanosomatida, Trypanosomatidae. The transcript has a single exon.
AUGUCUCAUGUUAUCCUUCAGCGUUGUUACACAGGGCAAUUAGGAGAGCGAAUGCGUCUAUUUGGAUGUUCUGCAUCAAGGGGAGGGGAUUUUCUUUUCUCCUCACAUCUUGUCGUCUUGCGUGCCGCCAUACGGGCAGUCAGCAGCAGAAGUACUUGUAGUAGUAUGGCUGCUCCCUGCACUUCCGAUGACUUAAACAGAGAGAUGAGUUCACACCUGACGCCGUUGGAAAUACUGUUUACAUUGGUUUCACCUGGAAUUGCCACCGCCCCGUGUGUGACAACGGUAUCCACACUGUACAGUAACAUGCCAUUCAAACUGGAUGAAGUUAUAGACACGAAGAAACUAAAAUCGCAGGACACCUGCCAGAAUACACAUCGCUGGUUACGAACCCAAUUUGGCACGCUUGCAAAUGGACUGAGGCAGCUGCAUGCCACCAACGGGGUGAGCCACUGGGGAGUGUAUGUUUCACAUGAUGGGGUCUAUGCCGUGAAGGCCUGUAGUGCCGAGGAAUCGGAAGAGGCAUUCUCUACUGCUUGUGCAUCAAGGCUGAACUUAUCCUCCUCUGAAACGGAGUCUCUUCUGGAGGUGUUUAUGCCGGUGUUUCCGAGCUUCGCGCCUCCGCCAUCGCCGUCAGAGCCACACCUGUCGGGAAGCAAGAAGAAGAGGAAGGGCUGCGUGCCAGUGGGCAUGUUCACACCCCAGAUGCUCGUGCCGUAUGUUCCAACAUUCUUUAUUCCCAUGGAGAAACUACUCGCGGAGCUGCCAGAGGGCUACACAGUUGCUCAUAUUGAGCAAAUAUUUGCCGCCACCGGUACACUGGAAAUUGUGACGCUGGAGGGUGAAAAAUUUGUGCGACUGCAUGGAGGAAGGCGUUUGGUGGAUUUCAGACGGGACGCUGCAGGGGAAGUGGCGCACGAGCGAUGGCGGGAAUAUCAACCCGACCCAUUUCUUUGUGAGUCGUUUCGCCGGCUGUUUCCGCCAUCAUCGCGCUGGAUUUCGCUGCGCCAACUUAUCACGGGAGCCCCCGACUCGCUCGUCCGUGCGUUGUUGCCGUGGGAAAAUUACAAGACCCUUCUUUAUUUCUCGCAGAUGCAGCACGUGUUUGGCUUUACACCUGAAGGUGAGGGGGAAUUGUGUUGGGUUGCCCCUGUGACGUGUUUGUCGUAUCAUGACAGCCCUACACCGGCAGUUGUCUCUGAGUUGGUCGGAGUACUGGACGGUCAACGUGUGUGCAUCGCAGAUCUCUUGGCUCAAUCCGCCCACCGCAUCUCCGACCACGCCAAGGCACAGAUCAUCAUGUACUACGGCACCCUCCUGGAGUUCUUCCGGGCCCACGGCGAUGUGUUCUGCAUUGUGGACGACACAAUCGUCGGGGUGGCGUCACCACGGGGCACCGCGGAGAAAACGGCGCAUACGCUCGAGGAGAAACUGGAGGAGGCACUCGUACACCGCAACCGGCGCACCGCCCAGAAACUACGCCGUCGAAUCGCCAUGGAGAAGGACCCGGACAACCCAUACGCCGAUCGAGAUGUACUGCUGGAUGCCAUUCUCCGCUACGUGCCACAAAAACGUUCCAUCUCGUUGAAUUUUCUUCUGAAGUCACUUCCGCCGUCCCUGUCGGACUUCCUUCCAAGCAAGCCGCUCUCCAUCUUUCAGCAGGCGCCGGAUAAAAUACGUGUUUUUGAGUACCGUUACCGCCAUCGCCUGCAUCUGAUCCGUCCAGGUGUGCCGUUACCACCCGGUGUCCUGCGGCAAAACUACACGGAACCGGAACUCCUCUACUUGUGUGCGGCGGAGCUUCAACAACAGCCUCGCACUGCCGUGGACUUGUACGGCCGUCUUCCUCACGGCGCGAAGGAGGUUAUCCGUCAGCAGUACAAGGACAUACUGGAACUCUUGCGGCCAUACCCGCAGUACUUCACAGUGGUGUUCAAAGACGCCUUGCGUCUCGACACCCGCAGCACGAUGAUAACACUCAUUCAAAUGCCCCCAACGGUGGAGCUCAGCGAGGCGGACUACGGUGCUGCGGCACCCGAUGACCCCGUCCUGCGGCAACAAGUUGAAGAAGAGGACAUGGAAGCGAUAAAAACCCUUCCAGAGGAAAUUCGGAACACAAUGCGGGUGGUUGACAGCGAGUAG